Messenger RNA from Asterias rubens (European starfish), 8448 nucleotides. Its product is annotated as intersectin-1-like. The record is from RefSeq and is a predicted model, not a curated record. Gene Ontology annotation, molecular function: calcium ion binding; protein binding; guanyl-nucleotide exchange factor activity. The transcript is spliced from 41 exons. Lineage: Eukaryota; Metazoa; Echinodermata; Asteroidea; Forcipulatida; Asteriidae. Gene Ontology annotation, biological process: positive regulation of Rho protein signal transduction. The coding region runs from base 108 to 6269 and encodes 2053 amino acids.
UUCUAAAUGAUUUUUGUGCCCGAUCCUGUCUUUAAAUUUCCUUGAAACUUAAUCAGCUGCAUCAGUGACGUAUUAAGAAACAAUCUGGGACCUGGAGGCUGUACAAGAUGAUGCAGGUGCAGGACUGGAGGGUGACUGCCGAAGAUCGGACGAAGCAUGAUGCCCAGUUCUACCAACUCAAGCCGGUCAAUGGUUUUGUCACCGGGGAGCAGGCCAGGGGGUUCUUCAUGCAGUCGGGGCUUCCAAAACUUGUCCUCGGUCACAUAUGGGGCCUGGCCGAUAUGAAUGGAGAUGGGAAGAUGGACAAACAAGAAUUCUCCAUCGCAAUGUUCCUCAUCAAGAAAAAACUGCAAGGGAUGGAGCUGCCGACGUCGCUUCCUCCGUCUCUCAAACAACAACCUGGACAGGCCAUGGGUGGAUUCGGUGGAUCGUUCACGAUGGGGAUGGGUGGUAUGGGCGCUGUAGCACCCGCCCAGCCUGUGGGAACCAUGGGGGGCAUGGGUACCAUGCAACCCAUGGCAGGGUCUAUGGCAACGGGGCAAGGUGGGUUUAAUGCCCAGCCUGGACGGAACGCACAAAUGUCAAUGUCUGGACUCACUAUGGGCACUUCUGGUCAAAUGAUCGCACAGUCUGGUCCCGGGGGCUUUCAAGGCAUUUCACGGUCUGCUACACUGCCUCCUCCUUCGCAAGCCGUGCACGCUUCCCCUGAGAGGUCAGCAACGAUAUCCACAGGUCCAGAGUGGUCGAUCCCCCACGGUCCCAAACUACGUUACAAGCAGACCUUUAAUACACACGACAAGACGAGGAGUGGGUUUUUGACCGGUCCCCAGGCCCGGCAGAUACUGCUACAGACCGGGUUGCAACAGGGCAUUCUUGCACAGAUAUGGAGUUUAUCCGAUAUCGAUAACGACGGCAGACUCACCCAAGACGAGUUCUGCGUGUCCAUGCAUCUUGCAGACAUGGCCAAGGCGGGCCAGAUCCUACCAGCAUCCCUCCCCAAUCACCUAGUACCCCCAUCCUUCAGACGGGGGCGCUCGGGGAGUAACCAAUUCCAGAUUGCGGCUCAGGUGCCCACCUCAACGGGUGCAAUGCCGCCCAAUAUAGGUGCAGUACCCGCUUCUAUGGGUGGCAUGCCAGCUUCGAUGGGCGGCAUGCCAGCUUCGAUGGGCGGUAUGCCACCCAGUCAACCCAUCGCCCAGAUGGGUGGAAUGAUGACCAUGACACCGCCCAUGUCGCCCGGCCUCCCUCAGCAACAGAACUUUGACGAUCUGCCUCUUGAAGACAAAAUAAUCGAGCCAGUUUCAUUUGAGGACAAGAAGAGAAAGAAUUUUGAGAAGGGUCAGAUGGAGCUGGAGAGAAGACGAGCAAUGCUGAGGGAAGAACAGCAACGAGAAAAGGAUCGGCAACUUCAAAUUGAGAAGCAAGAACAGGAAAAGAAGGACAGGAUUAGGAUGGAGCAGGAGAGACGUCGUCAGAUGGAGUUAGAGAGAAUGAUGGCGAGACAGCGGGAGAUGGAGGCCGAGCAAGAAGAACAAAGACGCAAGAUGGUUGAACAAAGAGAGACCGCAAGACGUGAGCUAGAGAGACAGCGUCAGCUUGAGAUCCAACGUCAACGACGACAGGAACUGGAGGCCCAGAGAAUCAAACAGCAGGAAGACGUCUGCCACCUCAAGUCUAAGAGCAAGACGUUAACGUGUGAACUUGAGACGCUGGAAGACAAGAAGAACAGUCUAAACAGACAGCUGAGUGAUGCAAAGAACAUUAUUACUGACCAUCACACUACGAUCAUAUUAAUGGGCCAGUCCAGGGAUACCAAAGUGGCUGAGAUAGAUCAACUACAGAAAGAAAUACAGGAACAAAGACAAGUGAAGCAAGGGAUAGUAAUGCAGAAAGAUGAUAUAUCUGCAGCUGCUAAGAAACUUGGCAUUGACGGCCAUGUUGGUGAGAAUUAUCGUAGCAUCAUGAACAGCUUCACCAAUAAGAAGAGGACGCUAGAGCGACUGAGGGAGCAGCUGAAACAUCAUGAGAAUACGAUGGAGACAACACUGCUGGAAAUAGAUGCUAGAAACACCCAGAUAGCUGAACUGAAAGAACAGAUUCCCAAGGAGCAAGCUGAGUUGGAGAGACUAUCCGCUCUCCAUCAACAGAAGCAAUUAGAGCAACAGCAGGCCAGCACCGACAUCAAACGCAAAAGUCAACUAGCCUCAGAGAUGGAUAUAAAGCAGAAAAUAGCCGCUGAUCUACAACGGAUAAGGGAUGAGAAUCAGCGCAAACAGGCUGAGGAAGAAGAGACGAGAAGAAAGCAAGAUCAGAUCCGAUUGGCUCAACAGAGAGCUGAGCAAGAGCAACGAGAGGCGGCCGAAAAGAAGAAGCAAGAAGAGAAAACGAAAGCUCCAGUCGCCGAUCCCUUUGCUAACUUUGGAAAUGCAGUUGAUGAUCCGUUUGCCUCAUCUGGCUUUGCCAACUCGGCGCCCAAGACAGUUGAUCCAGCGGAUCCCUUUGCUGCUUUCUCAGGUUCUGUAACCCCCACUCCACCAGCUGCUCAGAAAGAUGAUCCCUUUUCAGCUUUUGCAGAUUUCUCAAACGCCAAAUUUGACUUUGCCUCAACCACUUCAGCAAAGCCCAGCACGGCAACAAAGUUGACUCCAGCUUCAAAAGCAACAGCGCCCUCAUUGCCCGCAGUCACAUCGACCAAAGUGCCGACUGCCAAAACUAGUGCUACUAACGACAGUGGGGUAUCGUUGAAAUCAUCCAAAACCAGGCCGGACAGUGUGGUGUUCAAGAAGUUCAGGGCGCUGUUUGCGUUUGAAGCGGAAACGCCCGAGGAGCUGUCAAUCAAUCCCGGAGAUAUCGUCAUGGUCGGUAGAAGCGAGAACGCAGAGCCGGGCUGGCUUGGUGGUGAGCUGAACGGUAAGACAGGCUGGUUCCCUGAGAAUUACGUUGAGAGGAUGGGAUCUGACGAUGAGGAGGGGACCAGUGGCAAGGAUGCUGGCUGGGCUAGCUUCGGAGAUGCUGCUGGGAGUCAAGCGAAAGCUGAAACAUUGUCUUCUGAAACGAUGUCCACUUCUUCCUCUGCGUUCAGUCAUUCGGUAAAGUCGUCCCAGUUUACUCAUGUGACUCAAACGUCGACGCAUCCAGCACCGUCACCCACACCUGGACAGGGCAAGAAGCUUGCAGAUGGCGUCAAAGCUGAAGCGUUAUACAACUGGCAAGCUAAGAAGGAUAACCAUCUAUCGUUCAAGGCUGGAGACAUCCUCCUACUCAAGGAAGAGCAAGAUAUGUGGUGGAUGGGAGAGCUGAAUGGGAAACAGGGAUGGUUCCCUAAGACACAGGUCAAGCAGCUUCAAAUAGAGUCUGAUAAGCCUGCAGCAGCCACGCCUGCAGCAGGUGUAUCAGUAGCAGCAAUUACAUCCUCGCUGUUUGGUGAAGCAGCAACAUUCAAGCCAGCUGCAGCAGCAGCUAAACCUCCUGCAGCAAUAGCAAAACCUGCGGCAGCAACAGCAAAACCUGCUGCAGCACGCGUAGCAGCACCACCCACGUCUCAACCAACACCGACAGCAACACCUGCUGCAGCAAUAGCUCAACCUGCUGCAGUGACAGCUAAACCUGCAGAGGUCGCAACGCCAGCUACAUCUGAACCCACGCUGGCCGCAAAGGCGGGGGUGUCCGUAACAAUGCCCACUGCCCAACCACACCUGGGUGAUUUUACUUCCAUGUCGGCGAAGCCUGCAGUUUCACCGACGCCUUUAGCAGACCAGAUGCACUUAGGAGAAGAAUAUGUAACACUGUAUCCCUACACAUCGGACGAAGCCAGUGACUUGCAUUUCUCAGCCAGCGAAACCAUCAUGGUCACAAAGAGAGAAGGUGAUUGGUGGAUCGGAACAAUAGGCGAUAGGAAGGGAGUCUUCCCAGCCAAUUACGUGCAGCCUAAGAGCAGCGUUGCGGCGUCGACAGACGCAGCACCAGUGAACUCUAUACCCGCUGACAACACUCCGUGGGUGAAUCAAUCCGGCGACCAGGGGGAAGACUUUACGACUAGAUUCCCUUACUCGUCCGAUCAACCUGGAGAUUUGAACUUCGAGGCCGGCCAGACUGUAACGGUCAGCAAGAAGGAUGGUGAUUGGUGGACGGGUCGGAUAGGGGACAGGGAAGGCAUAUUUCCAUCCAAUUACGUCGUCCCGAAGGGAGGAGAGGUACCGCAGAUAGUUGAGAGUCCGCCUGUGGUUGCUGCGCUGUCGGCCGAGAAUGCCGCUAAGACUGGAUCACUUACACGGAAAGAGAUAGCUCGAGUUAUCGCACCCUACACCGCUACUAGUGCUGAGCAGCUGAGUCUAUCGUUGGGUCAGCUCAUUGCCGUCCGGAAGAAGAACCCUAGUGGCUGGUGGGAAGGAGAGCUACAGGCUCGUGGGAAGAAGAAGCAGAUUGGCUGGUUCCCUGCCAAUUACGUACAAAUAAUGGGUGGAACUGGAACGCCAGGUACCAGCACACCAUCAGAGCUAGGAUCACCUACAACCGCAAUUUCUCCAAAACCGGUCGGGGAUAGAGUAGCCACUCCCUCUGCUGAUUCAGUUUGUCAGGUGAUCACUUUAUACCCGUACGUGAAGCAGAACGAUGACGAGCUGUCCUUCGGGAAGGGAAUUGUUCUCAACGUCACCAGUAAAGAAGACAAAGAUUGGUGGAAGGGGGAACUCAACGGCAGCACGGGGGUCUUUCCCGCAAACUACGUCCAGGAACUUAGCGAGGCAGGAAAAGGGAAUGACGUAAAUUGGACAAAGGAUCUGCAUUUAUUAGAGACGACCUCACCAAUGGAGAGACAUCGUCAGGAAAGCAUUCAUGAAGUGAUUAAUACAGAACAGGCGUACGUGGACGACCUCGCACUGGCUAUAGAGGUCUUUCAGAAGCCCCUCGGUGAAUCCGGACAGUUGGAUGUGCAAGAAAUCUCAAGAAUCUUCGUGAAUUGGAGAGAAAUUAUUCAGUGCAAUACAAAACUACUUAAGUCUUUACGAGUUCGGAAGAAGAUGUCUGGUGAGGGAAAGCUAAUCCAUAUGAUCGGGGAUAUUCUGUGUGAACAGCUCCCUCGCAUGACGGCUUACAUCCGAUUUUGUAGUUGUCAAUUGAACGCAUCGAGUUUGCUACAACAAAGGCUAGACAAUGAUGCGGAAUUUAAAGAGUACAUUAAGAAAUUAGCCCAGGAUCCUCGUGUUAAAGGAAUGCCAGUUAGCAGCUACUUGAUUAAACCAAUGCAGAGGAUCACAAGAUACCCACUUCUUAUUAAAAAGAUACUGAAAUACACAGCCGAGUCUCACCCAGACCACGCUACCAUCAAGACGGCCCUAGAGAAAGCUGAGGAGUUAUGCAAUCAAGUCAAUGAAGGAGUACGGGAGAAGGAGAACUCAGAUAAACUGGAAUGGCUGCAGGAAAAUGUGGACUGCGUGGGCUUAGCUGAGGAGCUGAUUUUCAACUCCUUGACCAACUGCCUCGGCCCGAGAAAAUAUCUCCACUCUGGAAAACUACAAAAGACGAAGAGCAGUAAGGAGUUGUAUGCCUUUCUGUUCAACGACUUCUUAUUGUUCACUACACCAGUAAAGCCUGGUCUCCUUCCAUUUAUUUCAUCGACCAGUAGAAGUACAGUGGAGUAUCGCAUGUACAGACAGCCAUUAUUUCUCAACGAGGUUGACGUGAAGUCGGCGAGCGAACCGGGCUCUAACGAUUUCCUCUUCAACAUCAACCACAUCGAUAAGGUGUACGCCCUCAGAGGAGAGAGUAAUAACGACAAGAACCGCUGGAUCGAUAAGAUUCAAGCCGCCUCCAAGAAUUAUAUCGAGACAGAGAAGAAGAAACGAGAAAAAAUACAGAGAGCUCGUUCAAUGAGAAGCAGAGGUUAUGGCCGAUUGUUAGUGGUCAUUAUGGAAGGUCAUGACCUUAAACCAUCAAAUAAUGUCACUGGUCGUGCCGACCCUUACUGCGAGGUCCGUAUGGGAUCCCAGGAGCAUAAGACAAAAGUGGUUCCAGACACGUUAAGUCCAGUCUGGGACGCCUCUAUGCAGUUCACUGUGAAAGAUCUGGAACAAGAUGUUUUGUGUAUUACAGUGUACGACCGAGACCUCUUCUCUCCAAAUGAUUUUCUUGGUCGGACUGAAGUCCGUGUGGCAGAUGUCAUCAAGGAGGCUAAAGGACGUGGCCCUCUUACUAAACAGCUUUUACUUCACGAGGUUUCUACCGGCGAGGUUCAUGUCAAACUAGACCUCCAUCUCUUUGAGAAAUCUUAACGCUUGGAGAAUUCUUAGAGCUACUUAAGCACAAACAGUAGCUAUGAGCACAGCAAAAUCAUGCUUACCAGAUUAAGGUCACCAGCCAAAAUAUCUUUUAUCACAUGUGCAAUCUCCGACUGGUAUCCUGGCAAUUUUUGCUUAGCAGGUAGAGCUGUCAGGUUAAGUGUCACAUCAAACUAGACCCCCAUCUUUGUUGACUAGUGUCCAAUUUCAUAGAGCUGCUUAAGCACAAACAGUAGCUACAAGCACAACAAAAUCAUGCUUAUGAAGGUCACCAGCCAAAAUGUCUUUGCCACAUGUGCAAUCUCCAAAUGGUAUCCUGCUUAUUUUUGCUUAGCAGAAAGUUAUUAAGCAAUAUUUCCUGAUUAAGCAGCUCUAUAAAAUUUGGGCCAAGUAGAGAUAGAACCUGAUUGUUCAGCUUAAUCACUUUCAACAUGCGGUGCUCAUGACGUACCAAAGCUAGUGUUGUGCAACUAGGUUAAAUUUGCUAACCAUUCUUAUGAAACAUGUGAAAAACUUACGUGCAGUCUUUUGAAUACGCAUUUGUGGGGACUUGCGUUUGUUUUGUUAUUCGCUUUUCUCAAGAAUAAUUCCCUUGUGGACACCAAAAUGAACAAAGAAAAAACUUCUAAUUUCACAAUUAAAAUGAAAUCUUCUAUUUUAUUCUGUGUUCCCCCCCUGCCUUUAUAUUUCAACAGAAUAAUUUUAAAGCAUAAUAUAAAUUUAACUUUGUAUCAAAAAGAUGAAAUUGUGAAAAAUGAGAGAGCAAAAACAUUGUAAAAAGAUAUUUGAAAGGUUUAUGAACUUGAAACUAUAUAUAAUAAUGAAUAACUUUAACAGACCAUUCCGUUUUUUAUUCCCCUUCCACAAAAACAAAAAACAUUAAAUGUGAUAUAACUUAUGAUCUUUUUGUGAGUGGAGAUUGCUUUUUUCGGUUUGUAAUAAAACAAAAUAUAAGCAUUAAAUUAUUUUCAGUACAUUUUUGUUCACUUGGAACUUGUCUUGGUAGUUUCAGGUACUGCAAACAAUUUGAGAAACUGUUUGAAAAUAUUUAUCAAAACUACCCAAAGCUGAGACCAUAAAGUAUUAAAAGGUGAUGAUAUUAAUGGUUAGUUUAAGACCCACGUUAAGUGCAGUUUUAAACCACAGCUGAUCGAAUCUGAGAAUUUAAUUGCUAUUGAAUUGCCUGAUUGGGAUCUGCUAACUCUUACAAUUUAUAGCUAAACACAUUUCUUUACUGAUGGGUUUUUAUAAUUGCAUUCUUGCCAAUGUUUACUCAUACUACACAUUCAUGUAUGGGUGGCUUAAGUUACUAUUUUUUUUAGUAGAGUGCCCAAAACAACUUUUUGCAAAUUCAGGACUAAAGUUUAAGGGAAAGAUGUUGUAGCUUGGAUGGUGGGUGGUAAAUGCCCCAGUUCAGGUAUUUAAUUAAACGUGGAUCCUUACCUUAAUAUCUUUCCCCCUUUUUUCUAUAAACGGGUGUAUUUGUUUGUACGUGUUUAUGCCUCUGAAGAAGGUCCGGUUUGGAUCGAAAGCUAAGGCCAUCUACCCUACUCAUUAUAAAUAUUUAAAGGAUAUACUAAUUGUUACCCACUUAUCCCAAUUUGGGUAUACUUCUACCCAGAUGAGGAUAUCAAUUGCCCCCAGUUGGGAGACCCCGGGUGACAAAGACACCUACUAAAAUACUAACAAUUAACGAUCCCUGUACACCAAAAAAUAGUGUCAGAAAACUAAUUUUUUCUAGCCAAUUUGAAAAUGACAAAUUAAUUUAUAUUAAUCAUGAGUAUUUUAUUGGACCAAAACUAUGUGCUUAUAGUUUAUAGUUUGUGCAUAAAAUAAAGUGUUAACUUUGUUUUGGGGUAAAGCUUGUUGGCUUUUGGGAGGAAGGAAAUUCCGAGCUUAAGUACCAUGUAACAUUUGUUCACAAAAAGGAUGACCUUGUACAAUCCAGGGCCUUUUUGGUAGGCAAGAUACAUUUUAUGUCUUCAUUUCCACUGAAAUAAAGAGAUAUUAAAGUAACAACUGGACACGUUUUGAGAUGUACCCCUGCGAUUUCUUCUUGUCAGAAAUUGACAACAAUCUAAAUACUGAUUGUUGUCUUUCAUAGAGCUGUGUACAAAUCGUGCCUGCAGGAAGUUAAGUCUCUUGGGCUAUUUUCGAGUAUGUGAUGUUAAAG